Physella acuta is the source of this 5713-nucleotide messenger RNA. RefSeq names its product interferon-related developmental regulator 2-like. The record is from RefSeq and is a predicted model, not a curated record. NCBI's taxonomy places the organism in Eukaryota, Metazoa, Mollusca, Gastropoda, Physidae.
GAUAACCCUCCGCACUAGUGACCGAAACAUGUCAGCUUCGUCUCUCCGAUUUUCCUUCCUACCAUCAUAUAGCUUCCAUACUGAAUUUCAUAUACGUUGGCUUAUGUUCAUAGACUAUAGUUUACCUUGUUGGACUCAUUUUAAAACAGUGAAAUAAUGCCUAAGAAUAAAAAUAUAAAAAAGCGUGGAGGUGGCAGAGCACAAGAAGGUGCCACUCAGUUGCAGCCCCGGCAGAGAAAUGAAGAAGAUGAUGAAAGUUUAGUAGAUCAAUGGAGUACUCAGAGUGUGUUAUCAGAUGAUUCAAGCUGGCCUGGUUCAGACCCAGCAGCAGGAGGUGAAGAAUCAUCUGAAGACACAUCUCAGCAGGAUCUCUUUGAGGACAAGUUUACAGAAUGUAUGGAUGGUCUUUUGGAGAAAAGUGCAAAGCCAAGAAUAACAGCAUUGCAAGGGAUUCAGAAAGCAUUACAAAAAAAAUAUGUAGCAGAGUAUCUUCUAGAAAGAAAAGAGACUCUGUCAGAUAGCCUGGUGAAGUGUCUGAGGAAAGGAAAAGGUGAGGAGCAGGAACUAGCAGCUGCCUGUCUGAGUCUGGUUGCCGUCCAGUUGGGCUCUGAGGCUUCAGCCAUGUAUGACAGCAUCCACCCUGUGCUGACCACCCUGAUGACAGACAACUCCACCCACUACAAGGCUCGCGGGGCGUGUGCCAUUACACUUGCCACUUGCUGUUUCCUCUGUUCUGAUGACUUGGAGAAAGCAAAAGCUCUGACUAAAACCUUGGAAGACAUGUUCAGUCUUGGCUAUGGGAAGGGGGAGAACUCUCCUAGUGUCACACCAGAACAGAGCUGGCUGAUGUGCCAAGCCUUGAGUGCUUGGUGCCUUCUGUUGACCAUCUCUCCACAGUAUGAGGUCCAGACUCACAUCAACAACCACUUGGGUUCGCUGCAGGACUUGUUGAAGAACUCUGAUGUAGAUCUGCGCAUCACUGCUGGUGAGGCCAUCGCCCUGCUCUAUGAGCUGGCCAGGGAUUCUGAAGAAGAUUUUGAACAUGAGGAUGAAGAAAGUCUAUGUGAACUGUUGAAGCAGCUAGCAACUGAUUCUGUGAAACAUCGAGCUAAGAAAGACAGACGCCACCAGAGGUCAUGCUUUAGGGAUGUACAGCGUUAUGUUGUAGAUAUAGAGAGUCCAAAUGAAGUUGUCAAACUUGGUAAAGAAAAUCUUCUUGAACUCAGCAGCUGGUCUCAGAAGCGCCAGUAUGAUUCUUUUUGUCAUGUGCUGAUGACUGGGACCUUGGUUCAUAUGAAGGUGAAUCCAAUACUGAGAGAUAUGUUUGACUUGGGGGCACCUGGCUUGGAUGAUUACAGCCACACCAAGUCUCUCUCUAAAGCUCAAAGGACAUUCAUCAACGCUGCCGCCUUUAAAGCCAGGACGAAAGCUCGGGCCAAACAUCGUGACAAAAGAGCAGUGACUGUCAAUGCUUACUGAGUCCUCUGCUAGAAGGUUGAGGUGGUCUCUCAUUCAAGGCUUUAGUUCAAAUUGCAUAAUGAUGGUGGUCAUAUUCUAUUGCAGUAAUGCUAACACUAUUUUGUUUUAGAUUAGUUUUUAAGUAGUCUUAAUUUGAUACAAUGGCCUAGCAUUGUAGUAACUGCCUGACAUCAGGAAGAUUGGUUUUUCUCAUGAAAUGGUAUUGAAAUGAGUGGCAUUUGUAUUGUAUUCUUGGAUCUGUGCUGUUCCCCAGUUUGACCUAUAAUUUUUCUAGUCAACUGGUGUGUGACUGCUUGCUGUCCCCUGUACAGCUCUGGACUGCCCAACUAAUGUAUUUCCUAGAUAUUAUUUAAAGCAAAUGUAUUUCCUAAAUAUUUAGAGCAUUGAAUAGGAAUGCAAUAAAGAAUAUUGGCAUAUGAUUAUGUAAUUUAAAUUUAUUUUUACUUUGCAUUGUUCAGUUUUUAGACUAUUUCAUCUCAUGGCAUUGUUUUUUUGUUUUUUUUUCUUUUUGAAAAAUUUAAAACCUCAAAGUUGUAUUGUGUUAAAAUUUUACAUUGAAAGUAUUUGAUAAUGUUGAAGCUAUAUUUUUAUUUCUACACAUUGCAGCAUUUUGUUUAGAUCAUACAUUUAUAGCCAUGUAAUAUUGAAACAAGUUUACAGAAACCAACUGUAGCUGAAGAUUUCUUGUUUAGAUCAUACAUUUAUACCCAUGUAAUAUUGAAACAAGUUUACAGAAACCAACUGUAGCUGAAGAUUUCUUGUUUAGAUCAUACAUUUAUACCCAUGUAAUAUUGAAACAAGUUUACAGAAACCAACUGUAGCUGAAGAUUUCUUGUUUAGAUCAUACAUUUAUACCCAUGUAAUAUUGAAACAAGUUUACAGAAACCAACUGUAGCUGAAGAUUUCUUGUUUAGAUCAUACAUUUAUACCCAUGUAAUAUUGAAACAAGUUUACAGAAACCAACUGUAGCUGAAGAUUUAGUGACCUGUGGGUUGUAAAUCAUACACAGUUGUCUGCACAUGCAAUGAAAUAUUUUCCCAUGAUUAGAAUGUCCUAGUUUAGCACAGCAUAAUAUUCUGUGAUAUCAUCAUUCCUCUCAACAAACUGGUUGAUCUACUAACUUUUAUCAUGGAUUAGGUUCAUUGAUUGCACACAUUUGACUGUUUGGUUGUGGUUUUGUGGGGUUUUUGAUUAUUCAAAUUAUGUCUGAAAUUUUUCAUCUUAUUUAAUCAAAGAUUAUUUUUCUUGUUGUUGCAAGAUAAUUUUUAAAGAACAUUUUUAUUUGAUACUUGUAUAUAUGUAUGGACAGACAAGAGAAUGGUUUAGUUUGGUGUGCCAGUGGGUUUCAUUAUUUUAAGAAUUGUAUCAUGUUUUAACCAUAGAUAUUUUAACUUAUGCAAUGUUGAAUAUGGUGUCAAUGUUUGUAUGGUUUAAGUGUCUGAUACUAUUUGCUUUAUGCUGUAUUUAAUCGUAGUUGGGGGUCUGCUAUUUGUAGUGUGUGACUAUUACAUCCAGUAGGCCACUUAUACACCAUGACAUUGAGAAGUUGUCAAACUUAAGUCCCAUUUUGAGAUCAUCACAUGGAAACAAAAAAAAAGGUGCCUUUCUUCUUUCCCCCCCCCCCCCCCCCCCCCAUGACCCCCCAUGAUUUUGUAUUAAUUGUGGUGUGACUGUUGGGAACCUGCCUGUUGUACAUAAACUUAGUUAUCAUCAGUUCUCUGUGAUGUCUCCACCCACCCAAGUGGGACAUGUUUUCUCUCUGCUGUCUGUACCGGUACCUAGUGUUUUGUAAAUAGAUUGGAAAUAGCUUUUUUGUCACCAGGUAUUUAUGUAAAUACUGUAGUUACAUUAUCUUUCAAAUUUAUUUUUUAAAAAUUUGUUUUGAAUCUAUCAAAAUUCUUUUUUCCGGACAAUGGAAAUUGAAAAAAAAAAUCAGUAUGUAAGUAUGUGCUUCUGUCUGUUCUUAGUUUCAGCACCCAUCAUGAGACAUUUAUUUUUCUUUAGUAAAUUAUUUGUGCGUGCAUUUUGUUAGUCCCAGAAUGAAAGAAAUUGUAUAUUUUAGCUUUUGUUCCCUUGAUGCUCUCCCCUGUCUGAAUCUAUUAUAGUUGGACCAUGUACAUGAGAUGAUGUGUGGCUUCAGACUUCCCAGAUGUGUUUAGUGGGUGAGCUGACAGUAAUGUGUGGUUGUCUAGAUGUGUGGCUUCAGACUUCCCAGAUGUGUUUAGUGGGUGAGCUGACAGUAAUGUGUGGUUGUCUAGAUGUGUGGCUUCAGACUUCCCAGAUGUGUUUAGUGGGUGAGCUGACAGUAAUGUGUGGGUGUCUAGAUGUGUGGCUUCAGACUUCCCAGAUGUGUUAGUGGGUGAGCUGACAGUAAUGUGUGGUUGUCUAGAUGUAUGGCUUCAGACUUCCCAGAUGUGUUUAGUGGGUGAGCUGACUGUGUGGUUGUCUAGAUGUAUGGCUUCAGACUUCCCAGAUGUGUUAGUGGGUGAGCUGACAGUAAUGUGUGGGUGUCUAGAUGUGUGGCUUCAGACUUCCCAGAUGUGUUAGUGGGUGUCUAGAUAUGUGUGGGUGUCUAGAUGUGUGGCUUCAGACUUCCCAGAUGUGUUAGUGGGUGUCUAGAUAUGUGUGGGUGUCUAGAUGUGUGGCUUCAGACUUCCCAGAUGUGUUAGUGGGUGUCUAGAUAUGUGUGGGUGUCUAGAUGUGUGGCUUCAGACUUCCCAGAUGUGUUAGUGGGUGUCUAGAUAUGUGUGGGUGUCUAGAUGUGUGGCUUCAGACUUCCCAGAUGUGUUAGUGGGUGUCUAGAUAUGUGUGGGUGUCUAGAUGUGUGGCUUCAGACUUCCCAGAUGUGUUUAGUGGGUGAGCUGACAGUAAUGUGUGGUUGUCUAGAUGUAUGGCUUCAGACUUCCCAGAUGUGUUAGUGGGUGUCUAGAUAUGUGUGGGUGUCUAGAUGUGUGGCUUCAGACUUCCCAGAUGUGUUUAGUGGGUGAGCUGACUGUGUGGGUGUCUAGAUGUGUGGCUUCAGACUUCCCAGAUGUGUUUAGUGGGUGAGCUGACUGUGUGGGUGUCUAGAUGUGUGGCUUCAGACUUCCCAGAUGUGUUUAGUGGGUGAGCUGACUGUGUGGGUGUCUAGAUGUGUGGCUUCAGACUUCCCAGAUGUGUUUAGUGGGUGAGCUGACUGUGUGGGUGUCUAGAUGUGUGGCUUCAGACUUCCCAGAUGUGUUUAGUGGGUGAGCUGACUGUGUGGGUGUCUAGAUGUGUGGCUUCAGACUUCCCAGAUGUGUUUAGUGGGUGAGCUGACUGUGUGGGUGUCUAGAUGUGUGGCUUCAGACUUCCCAGAUGUGUUUAGUGGGUGAGCUGACUGUGUGGGUGUCUAGAUGUGUGGCUUCAGACUUCCCAGAUGUGUUUAGUGGGUGAGCUGACAGUAAUGUGUGGUUGUCUAGAUGUGUGGCUUCAGACUUCCCAGAUGUGUUUAGUGGGUGAGCUGACAGUAAUGUGUGGUUGUCUAGAUGUGUGGCUUCAGACUUCCCAGAUGUGUUUAGUGGGUGAGCUGACAGUAAUGUGUGGUUGUCUAGAUGUGUGGCUUCAGACUUCCCAGAUGUGUUUAGUGGGUGAGCUGACAGUAAUGUGUGGUUGUCUAGAUGUGUGGCUUCAGACUUCCCAGAUGUGUUUAGUGGGUGAGCUGACUGUGUGGGUGUCUAGAUGUGUGGCUUCAGACUUCCCAGAUGUGUUUAGUGGGUGAGCUGACAGUAAUGUGUGGCUUCAGACUUCCCAGAUGUGUUUAGUGGGUGAGCUGACUGUGUGGGUGUCUAGAUGUGUGGCUUCAGACUUCCCAGAUGUGUUUAGUGGGUGUCUAGAUGUGUGGCUUCAGACUUCCCAGAUGUGUUUAGUGGGUGAGCUGACAGUAAUGUGUGGUUGUCUAGAUGUGUGGCUUCAGACUUCCCAGAUGUGUUUAGUGGGUGAGCUGACAGUAAUGUGUGGCUUCAGACUUCCCAGAUGUGUUUAGUGGGUGAGCUGACAGUAAUGUGUGGCUUCAGACUUCCCAGAUGUGUUUAGUGGGUGAGCUGACAGUAAUGUGUGGCUUCAGACUUCACAGAUGUGUUUAGUGGGUGAGCUGACAGUGAUGUGUGGGUGUCUAGACAUAUGUGUCACUAUACUGAAAGUUGUAAGCACUUGAAGCUUUAUGUGAAAAGAUUUAAAUUAUAUCCUGGUCAAUAAACAUUUUCUUCCAACUCUA